Molecule: messenger RNA, 922 nt
Organism: Manihot esculenta (cassava)
Lineage: Eukaryota; Viridiplantae; Streptophyta; Magnoliopsida; Malpighiales; Euphorbiaceae
Exons: 2
Coding region: 79-438 (119 amino acids)
Source: RefSeq, a predicted model, not a curated record
UCCUCAACCCUUUACUUCUUACACGCACACCUCUGUUCUUUACCUCUCCAAUUUUCUUGCAAGACUGAAUCUUACGCAAUGGAUCGCCGUCUCUUCCUUUUCCGCCACCUUUCACGGCCGUUGAUUCCUCCGAUGCCUUCAACACCACAUCUCUACUGCCACAUCAAGAGAUAUACUCAGUACACCACAGGAGAUCCCGCGCAAGGAAUAGAAGAGAGAGCACCUUCGCUAGCUGAUGAGUUCAGACGAGUUGCGGAGGAGAAGGCAAAGGCUGAUCAGGAGACAACCCAUGUGGCGGAUCAAGGUGUGGCUAGUCACACCGUCAAGAAGACGUUUGACGGCGGUGAAGAGGCUUCUACUGGGGAUGGAGAUACUCAAUCAGUGAAGGACAGGUAUAAGGAGCACGAACAGGGUGCUGAUUAUCGUAGAAAGGAAUAGUAAACUAAUUAUCAAAUAGUGUGUGUAUAUUGAAAAACAGGGUGUGGAUUUCCUGGGUUUAUAGAUUGCUGAAUAAAGUUGUGAAGCUAGUAAUGAAAACUGACAUGAAUCUCGGAUAAGGCCAAAGCUAGUUCUCCAUGGAACUGCAGAAGAUGAUCCGCUUUUCCAAGGGUAAAUUGCGUAGCUCUUUGAAGCCUUUCUACAAAUAUGUGGGGAGAUAGAUGAUCUAUUACAAUCUUGCCUAUCAAAGAACUGAGAAUUGGAUUUGAUUAAUGAUUCCCCUGUUCAAGUCAUCACUGAUGGUUAAUUCUGUGAAGUCUCUUUGAUAGCUGAGGAGCUAUAUAUGCUUGGUCAUUUUAUGUGGAUUGCUGAUAUUGUUUACUGUUCCCAUGUAAAAUUUGUUGAUGUUUUCUGCAUUUCGUAGCAAGGAUGUAGCAUGUUUCUUUCAGUUUUCUUCAAUAAUUUGCCUAGGUUUCAUGAUUAA